CUGGAUCAGCCUCCCUCACUCAUGGAUGGACAGGAGACACACUCUGAAGCAGACAGAAGAGGAAUAACUACAUGGGCCAAAUACACAAUCAAUUACUAAUACAGAAUGCCCCCUAAGAAGAAAAAUGAUGCAGCUAUUGCUGUUGAAGAUGUUGGUAUGGAGGUGGAUGCUGUAGUCGACAGUGGAAGUGAAGAAGAGGCCAGGAGAAGAAUAAAAAACAGAAGAGCUAAACCUCAGCGUAAAGCCAAGCAUUUCAGCGAUGAAGAGGAAAAUGAGGAAGAAGAGGAUGAGUCACCAAGGAAGAGAGGAAGAAAGAAGAAAGCAGUGCGCCCGGACAGCGAUGAUGAAGAGGAUGAUGAUAACAAGAGUGUGAAAAGAAAAGCCUCCAAAGCUUCCAGAAAGAAAGCAGCCAGAGAAGAAAGCGAGGAUGAGAGCGAGGAGGACGACAAGAGGAAAAAAAGAGGAGGAAAGGCGGUGUCAAAAAAGGACAACGAGGAGAAGAAUAAAGAGAAGAAGGGAAAUGCUAAAAGGAAAAGAGGCAGUGAGAAAGGUGGUGAGAAGGACAAAAAGAAGAAGGGGAAGUUGAGCAGCUCUUCUUCCUCCUCUGACUCUGAUGAAGAAUCUCUGUCUGAAGGAGAGAUGGCAGCCUUGAAGGAAGAGGUAGAGGAGAAGAAGAAACUGAUUGCCACAUUAAGGAAUAAACCGUGGCGAAUGAAGAGGAGACUCGUUUUGCUCAAGGAGGCACAGGAGUUUAUUGAAAAGUUUGAAGGAGCUCUCGGGAAAGGAAAAGGAAGGAAACUGUACGCUUUCAAAGUCAUGAUGGCUAAGAAAUUCAUCAAGUUCAAACGUGACUUUGAGAACUUCAAAACAGCCUGCAUACCCUGGGAGAGGAAGAUUAAGGAUGUUGAAAGUCACUUUGGGUCCUCUGUGGCAUCUUACUUCAUAUUUUUGAGGUGGAUGUAUGGCCUGAACCUGGUCCUAUUUGGAUUCAUGUUUGGCCUGGUGGUCCUGCCUGAGAUUCUCAUGGGUCUACCAUAUGGCUCCAUUCCCAGGAAAACUGUACCCCGAGAGGACCAGGCAAAAGCUAUGGACUUCUCUGUGCUUUUCGAUUUUGGUGGCUACUGCAAAUAUUCGCUUUUAUUCUACGGAUUCUAUGACAAUAAGCGAACCAUCGGUGUGCUGCAAUUUCGACUUCCCCUGUCAUACUUGCUGGUUGGCGUUGGAAUCUUUGGAUACAGCUUGAUGGUUGUCAUUCGAACGAUGGCCCGUAACUCAAAUGAAGGAGGCGACGGUGCUGAAGAGGGAGAGUUCACCUUCAGCUGGAAGAUGUUCACCAGCUGGGACUACCUGAUCGGAAACCCAGAGACAGCAGAUAAUAAGUAUGCCUCCAUUACCACCAGCUUCAAGGAAUCCAUUGUAGAUGAACAGGAGAACCAGAAGGAUGAGAACAUCCACCUGCGUCGCUUCCUCAGGGUCCUUGCCAAUUUUCUCAUCCUGUGCAGCCUUGGAGGCAGUGGUUACCUCAUUUACUUUGUGGUGAAGCGCUCUCAGGAAUUUGCUGACAUGGAUAAUGAUGAACUCUCCUGGUUUGAAAAGAAUGAGGUGGAGUUUGUGAUGUCUUUGCUGGGCUUGGUGUGCCCUCCUCUUUUUGAAACCAUCGCUGAACUAGAGGACUAUCACCCCCGAAUUGCUCUCAAGUGGCAACUGGGACGCAUCUUUGCACUUUUUCUGGGAAACCUUUACACCUUCCUUUUUGCACUUUUUGAUGAGGUCACUGCAAAGUUGGAGAGUGAGAAGGCCAUCAAGAACGCCACUGAGUGGGCUCUAAAUGAGUAUCAUAGCAACUACAGUAGCUUCUACAACACCACAGAUGUGCCUCCUCCCAAUGUCCACCCUGCCGACGUCAUCAGGGGACCCUGCUGGGAGACUGCAGUUGGCAUUGAAUUUGUGAAGCUGAUCGUGUCUGACAUGCAAGUGAAUUACUUGACAAUCCUGAUUGGAGACUUUGUGAGAGCUGUUGUUGUCCGUUUCCUCAACUACUGUUGGUGCUGGGACCUGGAGGCUGGAUUUCCUUCAUACGGUGAAUUUGACAUCAGUGGGAAUGUGCUGGGCCUCAUCUUCAAUCAAGGAAUGAUAUGGAUGGGUGCAUUCUAUGCUCCAGGGCUGGUGGGUCUGAACGUAUUGCGUCUCCUGUGCUCGAUGUACUAUCAGUGUUGGGCUGUGAUGGCCUGUAAUGUUCCCCAUGAACGGGUCUUCAAGGCCUCGCGCUCCAACAACUUCUACAUGGGUCUGUUGCUGCUUGUGCUCUUUCUAAGCCUGCUGCCAGUGGUCUACACUAUAAUGACGUUGCCUCCAUCAUUUGACUGUGGGCCAUUUAGUGGCCAAGAGAAGAUGUACGAUGUAGUCAUGGAGACAAUAGAACAGGAUCUUCCUUCCUUCAUUGGGAACAUAUUCGUCUAUGCCACCAACCCUGGACUUAUCAUGCCCGCUGUACUUCUUAUGGUGCUGGCCAUCUAUUAUCUGAAUGCCGUGUCAAAAGGAUAUCAACAAGCAAACAUAGACCUUAAAAAGAAGAUGCAAAUGGCUCGAGAUGAGGAGAAGAAUCGCAGGAACAACAAGGACAGCACUAAUCAAGUCAUGAAAGAUUUGGAAGACUUGCUGCCAGACAAAUCUUUAAUACCACUUAUGACUGAGGAAGAGCCGCCCCCACCUGAAGUUGUCACUGAGAAGGGAACCAAGUCUCCGAAAAUGAAGCCAGGUUCAGCAGUCAAUGGGAAAGGGGUUAACCUGCAAAAAGAUGUAUCAUUGGCUGCUUCCAAUCCCAGGGGCGUGGUGACCCGGGCCCCUGGCCCGAGAAGUCGACCUCCUGGAAAUGCUCGGGGGCCUCAACCUGGGCAAGGCAGGGGGAGAGGCCGAGGCAGGCCUCCAAGACAAUAGUUUUGCUGACAGCGCACGUGAUCUUGGAUGCAAUGACUGGCACAUCUUGAUUUUCGUGCAGGUAAAAGCCUCCUUUAUUGUAUUUGGGAAUUUGGCAAACUGAGCUGCGCAUUCAAGUGGACCGACAGCAUUUUCUUUUCUAACACUUUGUUUUUAUAAUCAUCUUCAUUAUAUUUUUAAAAUCACCCCG
Molecule: messenger RNA, 3127 nt
Organism: Syngnathus acus (greater pipefish)
Lineage: Eukaryota; Metazoa; Chordata; Actinopteri; Syngnathiformes; Syngnathidae
Gene: tmc2b
Product: transmembrane channel-like 2b
Exons: 20
Coding region: 106-2937 (943 amino acids)
Biological process (GO): detection of mechanical stimulus involved in sensory perception of sound; vestibular reflex
Cellular component (GO): plasma membrane
Molecular function (GO): mechanosensitive monoatomic ion channel activity
Source: RefSeq, a predicted model, not a curated record